GGUAGCCUGAGUUACACUUUUUGAAUUUAUUUGGAAAUGACUGCGGUGGCCGCCGUGGACCUGGCCCUCCCUCCGGCCGGGCUGGAGCACGAGUACCACGCCCUCCUGACCCGGGACGCCGUGCGCUUCCUAGCCGAGUUGGUCUCCACUUUCGAUCGGGACGUGGAUAAGAUCCUGCAACAGCGAAUUGCUCGGAAAGUUCAGUUGGACCUAACCAAUGGCCUUCCAGACUUCUCCCCUCAUACCUCUCACAUUCGCCAGGAUAAAACCUGGAAAGUGUUGCCCGUUCCUAGGAGACUGCAAAACCGGCAGGUGGACAUUGGCGACACGGCCCCCUGCCAAACGGAGCGAUUCCUCAGGGCCUUGGGCUCCCCGGCUCAGGGCAUCCAGGUUGAUUUUGAUGAUGGCAAUUGUCCAACUUUCUUUAAUCAAAUUAAAGGCAUCUAUAACAUCUUCCAAGCAGUUCACCAUAAAUUUCCAGGAGUUCCACCUAUAAACAAAGCACCCGUUCUAAUGCUUAGACCAAGAGCCUGGAACAUGGUGGAGCACAAUAUGAUGGUGAAUGGAAAGCAGGUUCCUGGAACUCUGUUUGAUUAUGGUCUGCUGAUGUUUCACUUUGGGAAGAUCUUGUAUGAGAAUGAAAGUGGACCCUUCUUUUAUCUUUCAAAGGUAGAGAGUUAUGAAGAAGCCACGUUAUGGAAUAACAUAUUUAUCUGGACCCAGGAAAAGCUCAGUAUGCCCAUUGGUACCAUCAAGGCCACCGUGCUCAUAGAAAGCAUUCUCGCCUCGUUUGAGAUGGAGGAGAUUCUAUAUGCACUGAGGGAACACUCUGCCGGCCUGAACUGUGGCAUCUGGGAUUAUUCUGCCUCUUUUGUGGCCAAAUUUGGCCAUCGAGCCGAAUUCUUGUUGCCAGACCGGAGCAAGUAUGUUAACAUGGAGAAGCUUUUCCUGAAGAGUUACAUGGAUUUGCUGGUGCAGACGUGUCACCGGCGGGGGGCUCUGGCCACCGGGGGGAUGGCGGCCUUGUUACUGCCGGAGGACCCCCAAAGCCACGGCCGCCCAUCGGUCCUGGCAGCUGUGAAACGGCUCAAAUUGUUUGAAAUUAAGGCUGGAGUGGAUGGAUUUAUGGUGUAUGAUAUUGGCUUGGUGGAACCAAUGCAGAAGCUCUUCCGGGAGCACGCGAGAGGCGUCAAUCAGCUCCAUGUCAUUCCCGAAGGCGUGAACGUGACGGCCACGCAGCUGCUCACCAUGCCUGCGGGAGGAGUUACUCUCCAUGGCCUGAAGUAUAACAUUGCUGUUGGAGUGCUCUUCAUAUAUUCUUGGCUGAAAGGAGAAGGUCAUUUUUAUUAUCGUGGUCAAGUUGAAGAUUCAGCGACAGCAGAGAUCUCCAGGUCACAGGUAUGGCAAUGGAUCCGUCAUCAAGCUAGAUUAGAAGAUGAUGAGAGAAUGGUGGUGUCAAGGAGUCUCGUUCACAACUUAGUCAAGGAAGUGAAGAAUGAACUACAAGAUGGUUACUGUGUAUCUGAAAGAGCAAAACAGCUGCUGCACACUGCAACUGAAAUAUUCCUGGAAAUUGUUCAGAAAAAAGAUUUCCCUGAAUUCAUCACAACCUACUUAAACCUGGACCAUACUUUUCUGGUAUCAUCUUCCUACAACCAUAGCUUUCAUUCCACAGCUGUAGUUGCUAUUCAUAGUACAGCCCAAACCAAAUCUAGGCUGUGAAGAACCAGUGCUUGACAGAGCCAGCAAGUCACCACUGACACAGGAAUUCUACUUCACUGGUUAUUUGAAACACAACAUAUUAAAAUGUUUGAGUCGCCUAUGACAAAAUAAAAUCAAGUCAAGCCCCUGUGUUCUCUUGAAUUGUAGGGUUGGGUUUUUGUUGUUUUUUUAAAGAUUAAGUGAGACAUUUGGCUGAAUGUAAAGGAAAAAGGAAAACAAUCAGUACUCUCUCUAAUGUCCAUGUAGGUUAAAUUGACUUGGA
Molecule: messenger RNA, 1984 nt
Organism: Gracilinanus agilis (Agile Gracile Mouse Opossum)
Lineage: Eukaryota; Metazoa; Chordata; Mammalia; Didelphimorphia; Didelphidae
Product: malate synthase-like
Exons: 15
Coding region: 37-1722 (561 amino acids)
Biological process (GO): glyoxylate cycle
Cellular component (GO): cytoplasm
Molecular function (GO): malate synthase activity
Source: RefSeq, a predicted model, not a curated record